Molecule: messenger RNA, 2050 nt
Organism: Portunus trituberculatus (swimming crab)
Lineage: Eukaryota; Metazoa; Arthropoda; Malacostraca; Decapoda; Portunidae
Exons: 3
Coding region: 62-994 (310 amino acids)
Source: RefSeq, a predicted model, not a curated record
UGUGUGUGUGUGUGUGUGUGUGUGUGUGUGUGUGUGUGUGUGUGGGCGGCAGGUGUGCGCCAUGCAGACAGUGUGGACAGGUGUGGCACAGGUGAAGGCGGGAACUAAUCCACCUGACAGAAAAGGUAGUGGCGUGAUGGAGGCGGUGACGGGGAGGCGGGCGGCGCGGAGGUCCCAGUCACUUAUGCCUCAGGGAGCGUCAGAGGUGCGGCGUGCUGGCUACUCCCUCUCGCUAAGGCAGGGAGGGUUCCGAUCUCUCGUCUUGGGCAAGGACUUGGAUCUAGCGGCCCAGCAUGACUUGGCAGCGGCAUUUGGGCAAGAUUUUCCGAAGUCACCUUCUACUCUGCCGCGAAGGACAAAAACUAAGGUAUCGUUGCACAAACACCUCGCUGUCACCACCUCGGACCCGACAGCCGCGUCCAGCCGGCAAUGCGUAAGCUGCGGCGGCCACCCCGACCAGUGCCUCAGUGCCUUGGAACUCUUCGAGGUGUGCGACCCCCAUCAUCACCAUCCCUCCUAUAGGUCCGCCACAACACCCAAACGCACCCACUCCCUCCUUCGUCGCUCCCGCCCGCCAACGCAAGCCCCAAGAAGACCUUCCCGUAGCCUCACAUCAAGACACAAACCGAAGUCGAUCCUGGAGGAGGGUGGGGAGGAGGCAACCACCCCGGAGAGCGAGGCGCAGACCCCAGACAGUGAGGCGUGCACCCCAGGCAGCGCGGCGGGCACCCCAGUUAGCGGUUCGCGAACUCCGGAUAGUAGCAUACACACGCCGGAGGAAAUUACAGGACAGGAAAAGCGGAUUAAAGAAGGGAAAACGAUACCACGCGCCCUAAGACUCCUUGAAAUGCGAUCGGCGACACUGGGGAAGGAGGAAGACGAGCAGGAGGCGAGUGCUAGGCGAGGGGAAGCGGCUCAGGCACAAGGCGGCGGUGCCAUUGAAGGAAAAGCAGAUCCUGGCCUCCUUAGCACCAUAAGACGAUUGAGCAUCUAAGAGCCUUGUAAGGGAGGCACAAAGAGAGGGAAAAACGGGGACAUCAAAACCGAAGGGUAUAAAGAGAUUGGGAAGGAACUGAUGAAAAGAGAGAUAAUUGGAGAGAAUUUGUAGAGUUUGUAAUGUAUGUAAAAUGGUAUCUGAAAAUUGUCAUGAUAAAAAAAAAAAAAAAAAAAUAAUAAUCGGAGAGAAAUGGAAAAAAAAAAAAAAAAUGGGCAGGAAGGUCAAAUAGAGAGAAGUAUGGAAUUUGACGGGAAAGAAUUUGUAGUGUAAAGAAGUAACACCUGAGAGAUCGAACAGAAAAUAGAAAAGUGAGCAAAAGAAGCGAAAGGAAGCUUGUAACACAGAACAAAUUGGAGGAGAAAAAAUAAAACGUGAUAAUGAAGAAGGUAGAAUGUACAUUACUUCAAAGAUCUUACAGAAAGGGUGAGAAAAAAGGGAAAAGGAAGGAAAACCAAUUGAAUAAACCAAACAAGAAGGAACUGAAGCAGAAUUUGGAAUAUAUAUAGAAAGGAAAACGAGGAGAGGAAGCAAACUCGAAAAAAAAACAUUGAAAUGAAUAAGAUGGCAAACAACUGGAGAGAAAAAAUUUAGUAUAUAAAGGGGAAAAUAAGUAGUGUCUCGACUUAACUUAGUUUCAACCGGAAUAGACAGAGAAGAGUAGAAACAAAUCAUAGGUUAAAUGACCGAUAAGUAAGAAUUUUAGAAAGUAGAUAGAAAAUGAAAUUAUUUGUAUAUUUACUCUACCUGACGUCGAGAGAGAGAGAGAGAGAGAGAGAGAGAGAGAGAGAGAGAGAGAGAGAGAGAGAGAGAGAGAGAGAGAGAGAGAGAGCUAAAAAUAGUUGAAAUGCCAAGUAUUUAUGUAUUAAGUAUGCCUCAAGUCAAGACAAAAAUAGAAAUGAAAAUAAAAACUAGUCAGGAAUAAUCUAAGAGUUAAUCCCAAAAGAAAAAUCAUUAAGUGUGUCUUGACAAUUCUGCCUCAAGUCAUGGACAUCAUAAGUCAAGAAAAAAGUGAAUUAUGAAAAGGAAAAUUCAGAGAAAAUUAAAUAAAAUAAA